UCCCUUUGGGACUUUCCCGAAGUCCACGAGUCAUUCCCCUAGUCGCUACAUUACGUUAUCUAUGUAAAACAAGUCAACAGCAGGGAAAGAAUCAGUGCAUUAGUAGCGACAAACAAGAAUGAUGUUUGACAACUUUGUUGUAAAUAUGACGGCGUUGAAUACAAAGACGCUGGCCUUGGUAAUGAUAUUGUACAUUAUUCUACACGUCACAAUAUGCUGUCCAGAUGAUCAAUAUUAUGACAGUUUCGUUGAUGACUGUUUGGAUUGUCCCCUCGCAACUUCUCUUUGCUCCAAAGAAGGGCAAGAUGAACAUUCUUGUCGAAUGAAAUGCAUCAAACAUUCAAGUGAAGGGAAAAAUAACUGGACAUUUGCUAUGGGUCUGGGAAUUUCCCUACUGUUAACGGUUGUGUUGGUUGCAGUAGUUACUUGCUUGAUGUGCAAGCGGUUGAGAAGACAUCUAGGCAUCCAAGAGGUAGACGAGGAUAGUUCAAAUUUAACCUAUGAGACUCAAGAACAAACUGUUCAAUCAGCAUGAAAUCAUUAAAAUUGGAAGAAAGACGUUCUAUUAUCAUAGAGCAAGCAAUACUUUGGACCAUUAGUGGAUUCGAAUUUUGGAAAAACGAAUUAAAGCCGCUACUUUAAAAUGAAAAAUAGCUUUAUAGCUAAGCGAUACCGGAAAAGUUAUCACGUUCUUGUUAGAAGAGUUCGAUCGGACCAAUCAACUGCUUGCUGUAAUAUAUUUUUCCUAACCUUGGAUCCAUCCCUGCUUUAAACGGCUUUAAGAACAAUGACAAGGAAAAUAAAAAUCUACCUAGUUCUUGGGGCUCCUAGGUUUGUACUGAACGAGGUUGAGAAAACAUAUGAUUUCACGUUUAUAUUUUUCUAUACUCUCCAUGUAUAAUCAAACUAUUUAAACAUAAUCUUAGCAUCGAAGAUUUUUAGAAAGUCUUAUAAAAAAAUUGUAAAUAACGAUAUGUAAAUAUAGUGAAGAAUUAUUAGAAUUAUAGCUUAUUUACACGGUAUUAGAUGAUAAAUAUAAGUGCAACCAAA
Messenger RNA from Xenia sp. Carnegie-2017, 1050 nucleotides. RefSeq lists its product as uncharacterized. The record is from RefSeq and is a predicted model, not a curated record. Bases 119 to 535 code for a protein of 138 amino acids. Lineage: Eukaryota; Metazoa; Cnidaria; Anthozoa; Malacalcyonacea; Xeniidae. The transcript is spliced from 2 exons.